Messenger RNA from Leguminivora glycinivorella, 4206 nucleotides. It is a transcript of the gene fbl, whose product is annotated as pantothenate kinase 3. Gene Ontology annotation, cellular component: cytosol; nucleus. Gene Ontology annotation, molecular function: ATP binding; pantothenate kinase activity. Gene Ontology annotation, biological process: coenzyme A biosynthetic process. Lineage: Eukaryota; Metazoa; Arthropoda; Insecta; Lepidoptera; Tortricidae. The record is from RefSeq and is a predicted model, not a curated record.
GCGGCUAGCGGACGCAUGCCAGACCCGCGCCUCAUUAUACAAAUAACCUACAUAUUCGUCUACUACAAUUUUUUUCUAUGCAAAAUUCUAGAUUAUUCCAUAAAAAAGUUGCUGAGAAGUUUAGUUGAUGCUUUCGAGUUGGAGGAUGAGUGACUUGUGAUAUUUGUGCUGUUAUUUAUUCAAUCUGUGAUAUUAGUGUUAAUUAUUUAUUAAUAAUUUAUUCAAUAUGAAGCAGCAAACUGGAGUUAUUACUAUUCAUCAAAUGCGCCUGCAUCGUUGUGAGGGCUGCCUCGCGGCUUGCCCGCCGCGCCGGGCGCCGCUUGCGGACUACCCCCGCUCUAUCUUCAAAACCACAUUGUGCAAGCGACGCCGCUCACCGUACCCAAUGAGCAACAGCAAAUCAAACUGCACCAAAAUGGUGGACCCCACGCCGCCGACGCCGCCUGACAACAAUGCGCCACCAAUGCCCUGGUUCGGUAUGGACAUUGGCGGCACCCUGACCAAACUCGUCUACUUCGAGCCGAGGGAGACCAACCGCCGGGAGCUGGAUAAAGAAACGGAGGUCCUCAAGAACAUCAGGCGGUACCUCACCAGGAACUCAGCGUAUGGGAACACUGGGAGGAGAGAUGUACAUUUACAGAUGGACAACGUGACGAUCCGCGGCCGCCGCGGCACGCUCCACUUCAUCCGUUUCCCCACCACAGAAGUGGGGGCGUUCCUACAACUAGCCAGGUCUAAAGGCAUGGCCGCACUGGUCAACACUAUAUACGCGACCGGCGGCGGUGCUUACAAGUUUGAAGAGAACUUUAUUAAGGAAGUGAACAUGCACCUCCAAAAACUGGACGAGCUGGACGCCCUAAUCGCGGGUCUCUUGUUCGUGGACGCGUGGCAUUCCGCCGAGUGCUACUACUGGGCCCCACCGGACGCGGAGCUACUUCACCACAAUACCAGCAACACGCCCCCAUACUUGGAAGCGGCCUUAAGUCUGUACGAGCGUCAGCCGUUCGACUUCUCCAACCCGUACCCGUUCCUGCUAGUGAACAUUGGAAGCGGCGUGUCCAUUCUCGUGGUGAACGGCCCUAACGACUUCUACCGAGUCAGCGGCACCAGUCUUGGCGGCGGCACAUUCCUCGGCCUCUGCUGUCUGCUAACCGGCUGCAGUAGCUACGAGGAGGCCAUAACGCUAGCGGCCUCUGGAGACAACACUACAGUCGACAAGCUCAUCAGAGACAUAUACGGCGGGGACUACGCGCGGUUCGGCCUCUCAGGGGACCUAGUGGCUAGCAGCUUCGGCCAGAUGUGCACAGCGGACCGGAGAGCGAAGGUGUCUCGGGAGGACCUCGCGCGGGCUACCCUGGUCACUAUCACCAACAACAUCGGCUCCAUAGCGCGGCUGUGUGCCAGCAAUCAGAAUAUUGAGCGGGUGGUGUUCUGCGGUAACUUCCUACGAGUGAACCCUCUCUCAAUGAAGCUGCUGUCAUAUGCCAUGUCAUACUGGUCACGCGGCGCGCUAAAAGCGCUCUUCCUAGAGCAUGAAGGAUACUUCGGCGCCGUAGGUUGCCUCCUUCAGCUGGACGACCACUACCACCGCAAGCAGCGCGCCCCGCGCAGCCCCCCUGCGCCGACAGGUGAUCGCGCCCACACCAGUCGGGGGGACGCCCCCACACUGCAUGAGAUGUACAGGCUUGGACUUACUAUGUUAUAAACCUAAUCUAUGCAUCAGAUACUAAAAUAACAGUCAUAGGUGAUCGCCGAAUAUACUCUAGCCGGGGGGCAACGCCCCCACACUACAUGAGAUAUACAGGCCUGGACUUACUAUGUUAUAAACCUAAUGUAUGUAUCAGAUACUAAAAUAACAGUCAGAGGUGAUCGCCGAAUAUACUGUAACCGGGGGGCGACGCCCCCUACACGCUACGUGAGAUGUACAGGCUUGGACUUACCAACAAUGUAAAAAUUCUAAAUAAGGUUAUACAACAGACUAACAUUUAGAAGUGAUCUACUGAAAUCAACAGGUCAUUGCCGAUUAUACAGUAAUCAGAGCAGCGUUGCCCCUACACACUACGUGGGAUGUACAGGCUUGGACUUACUAUGUUUUAAACCUUAUUUUACUAAACUAACUGUUAUAAAUGUUCCACCAAAGGUGUCAGGUGAUCGCCAAAUAUACACUUUCUGGGGGAGUCCCCCUACACACUACAUGAGAUGUACAGGCUCGGACUUACUAUGUUAAAAACCUUUUUUUUUAUGCAUCAAAUGCUAUUGAAGUGAUCACACUACAUAAUCUUCUACAUGCUUGGAUUCAAUGCUAAAAACCCAACUUUAUUUGAUAUGGUCUGGAGUACGAGUGUCUUUUCAAAAGGACUUAUUACUAUAAGUCAACAGGGGUUAUUUUUAUCUAUGUCUUCCUAGAGAAAUAAACCUUGUUGACUUAUAGAAAUAAGUCAUUUUGAAAAGACACUCCUCAACUGUUAUCAGAGAUCGGACAACUGGUCAUCAUUCUAUCAACAUAUAUUCAUUAUUUCGAAGACGACAUACAAAUAACUCCCAACUGUCCGAUCUCUGGUUAUGAAUGAUCCAUCAAUGCCGACAGGCGAGCGCCGAACAUACACUAACUAGGGGGCAAUGCCCUCAACACGCUUUGGCUUGAAUUUUAAUGUCACUACUAAAUAAAACAUACUGAUACAUUUUUUAUAUCGAUCUUGACAACUUGAAUAGAUUCAUUGAAAUUAUCAGUUCCUUGCAAUAGCAGAAGUAUUUAAAACUGAUGCUAAAAAUGUUUUACUUUAUACGUGUUGACAUGCCAUCAAAAUGGUGCAACUAAAAUAUAAUGCCGGCUCCACACGAUUAGUGUUUGUUACAAACACACAACACCUUUCCAAACAUCACCACAAACACUUGGCAAACGUGCCAGUUGGUCGAACACCCCAUUGAUAAAAAAAAAUUAUCGUAAGACCGUGCGACUUCCAAUCCGAAGGUUGCGGGUUCGAACCCCGGCUCAUACCAAUUUGUGAAUGAUUUUUUUCAUAGGACUCAUGUGCGAAAUGUCAUUUGAUAUUUGUCCAUCGCUUUUCGGUGAAGGAUAUCGUGUACGAACCAGACUAAAUCCCAAUAAGACCUAGUUACCCUUCUUUUCGGUUGGAAGGUCAGAUGGCAGUCGCUUUAGUAAAACUAAAACCUUCACCAAAUCUUGAGAUUACUUGUCAAAACGAACCUCAGUCUGCCAUAAGCCGUGGCGUGUGCCGAGAUAACGCAUGGAAGAUGUUUGUGUUUGUGCCAGGCGCGUGGACUCUGCAUGUCAAUUCUACGUUUAUAUUUCGAGACGCUGGUCGAAUUCAUUUCGACUUAAAAUGUAUGUGUUUUGACUAAUGCUAUUGCCAUAUAAUUAUGUUGGUUAUUUCGAUAGAAUAUAAAUAUUAUACUUUGACAAAAUCAAUGGCAUGAAUCUCUGGAAAAUACUAUUGAAAAAAUUCGGAUAUUCUUAGAAAAUUGUUAUUUGGAUAUUUUAAUAAGUAUUAUUUGACAUGUUAUGAUUUAAGAAAUAUAUACUUGUUUCAUAAAGAUGCGAUUGUUAGGUACAGUCACGUGAUGAUUACUGUAUCUUGUCACAUUAGGGCCCAUUUAGACGGUACGAGAACUCGCAUACGAGUUUUAUUACAUUGCGGUAUUUGAUGGCUGCAAAAUUGUAUGUAACCUCAACAGGCCGCAAUGUAACUAAAUCGCAUGCGAGUUCGCACGCCGUCUAAAUCAGGCCUUAACAUUUUGUUUGAAAUGUCAUACGAGUUUGUAAAACGAUUAAAAUCGACAAAGUACCGAAUUCAUCACUUAUUUAUGCUGGUGACUGUAUGUAAAAAAAAAACGUAAACAAAUAAUUUGUACAUUUUCGGGUAGUUGGGCAUUUUCAGAAUUUGGGUCACCGCAAUUAGCGUAAGUUGUUAACAAAAAUUAACUCGCUGUCAGUUUUGUGACGACAAUUAAGCAUGAAAUUUUAAGUGACGUAAAGGAAAAAUAAUUAGGUCACAUUAUUUUUAUCGUCAGGAUCGAAUCGAUUCUCAAAGAAUGAGCCCUAAGCGCGUCCAGAUCUAGUGAAAUUCGAUAUUCGAGAUUUAUUUUGUAAAACACCCACCAACGUGUCAUGCUAUUUCAGUCAGUCUCAGUACAAGAUGUACUGAGACUGACUGAACUAGCAUGACAAAUACGAACGUUUCCGGA